AUGGCAGAUCGCAAAUCGCGGCAUGUGCGGCACAUGCCGACGAGGUCCGUCCGAGCAGCGGCAGCCAGCACGCGGUCGCUUGUGGCCGCGACCCUCGCUAUCUGCGUCACGACCAUAGUAUGCGUCGUGUACCUCGUCACCGAAGCGCAGACGAUCUUGCACGAGCUCCGGCUGGCGACAGUCCCGACCUCCUCGCUGCACGCGGUGGCGCCGCCAGGAGCAGCGCUGACGCCGCGCACCAGCCUCGGCCGAGACUUUGGCGCGCAAACCAAUAGGACGCGCGUCUUGAUUGUCCACGCGGGCGACGACUGGCUCGCUCAGUUUGGCCAAGAGGUGGCACGCGGCGCAGCCAGCGUCACGACCGCCGUCAGAGUGCUGCACCCUGCCAACGCGUCCAUCUCGGAUGUGCUCUGGGCCGACGCCGUGAUCCUCGGGAGCAACGUCUACAACGCCAACCGCCAAGGUCGCCGGCGCCUUUGCAUUGGCCGGCGGUAUGAGCUCGGCGAGGAGCUCGUGCUGCUCAACCUCCUCCACUCGCUCAUGAUCUUUCGAUUUGUUGUCGUCGGUGGAGAUGCGCGGACAAGUGCAUUUGGCGCCUCGGCCAUCAUGGGCGAAGGACCCUUUCACCUCGGCACCAACGACAGCAGCCACCGACCGGGUGCGUGGCCGUCGAUCUGCUAUCACCACGACAACCACAUUCCCGCGUACUUUCUCUUGAAAGCCCACGGUCUCGGACAGCGUGUCGCCAACGUCGCCACCAAGCUGCGGGCGCCACGCGAAGCAUGA
This is a messenger RNA of Saprolegnia parasitica CBS 223.65, 786 nucleotides long. RefSeq lists its product as hypothetical. The transcript is spliced from 3 exons. The coding region runs from base 1 to 786 and encodes 261 amino acids. The record is from RefSeq and is a predicted model, not a curated record. Lineage: Eukaryota; Oomycota; Saprolegniomycetes; Saprolegniales; Saprolegniaceae.